Messenger RNA from Zophobas morio, 3422 nucleotides. RefSeq names its product Upstream of N-ras (gene Unr). Gene Ontology annotation, molecular function: nucleic acid binding. Lineage: Eukaryota; Metazoa; Arthropoda; Insecta; Coleoptera; Tenebrionidae. The transcript is spliced from 10 exons. The coding region runs from base 533 to 3262 and encodes 909 amino acids. The record is from RefSeq and is a predicted model, not a curated record.
UCAACAUGGCGGCAUGUCGUCAGUGCUGUGCUGUGUCGUGGUGAGUUGAAAUUUUUGUAAAUUUUCGUAUUAUUAACAGCAAAACCACCCCAAAAACUUGUGUAACUAAGGAAACCUUCAAAAUUAGCAUAGAAAAUUUAAAGUAAACCAGUAUCAGCGCAACCACUGGCCUUGACAAAUUAUGAGCAUAACAGCACAAUACGCACCCAGCACGCAUUGAAGACAUCUGAGGAUUUUUUUAUUUAUAUUUCUGUUAUAAUUAAAUUUUGAGUGACUGUGGAUAGUAAUUUUUAUACAUAUUGGAUUGUUUUUCUAGUAACAUUGUAUAACAAUAUAUUAUUGUGAAGUUUGUUGAUCAUAUUGUACCUUUGUGACUUGGUUUCAAAGUAGGAGUGAUAAUUUUAUUAGUACGGUCUCGGCUGCCAUAAUUGACUUUGUGGGGUAUUUACAUAUACCACUAACCAUUCUGUGAUAUUCACUACACUUAAGAAACGAUAAGAAGUGAAAAGAUAAAUCAUUGUACUGAUAGACUAUGUCCACCAAUCCUCAGUGGAAAUCCUUCCAGCCGCCCGACACCAUGAGUCAAGAUUCUGCCAUCAUCGAUUUCAAACCUAUGACCAGCAACGGCAAAUCAUCUCAAGCAUUUAAUUUUACAAAUCGCUCCACGACAAAUUCACGGUUCGGGCAAGACUUUCCUUUGCUGCAGGACAAGUCGUCUUCAUUCAGCAACGGUCUGUACGGAUCAUCGAGUACAACACACACAAAUUCUCGUUUCCCCAUCGGCACGUUCUCCCUAGACUCGAACAACAUGUUCAAUAGUAGCGGGGACAGCACACUCACCAACAACGUUUUCUCCAAUGGUAACAACAGUAGCUACAACGACUCCAAUUCGUCGAAUCUGGGCACGAGAGAGACGGGCAUCAUCGAAAAGCUGCUGCACUCUUACGGAUUCAUUCAGUGCUGUGAAAGGCAGGCCCGUCUCUUUUUCCACUUUAGUCAGUUCAGCGGUAACAUAGAACAUUUGAAAAUCGGCGAUCCCGUUGAAUUCGAAAUGACAUACGACAGACGGACCGGCAAACCAAUAGCUAGUGCUGUGACGAAAAUAGCACCAGAAGUGGUGAUGAGUGAAGAAAGAGUAACGGGAACAGUAACAACCGAAGUGAGAGGUGAAGGUUCAGGGGGCGACACCACAGGCAGGAUCAGUUACGAGAACAGAGGGGAGUGUUUCUUUUUACCCUACACCAAAGACGAUGUGGAAGGGAAUGUGACGCUGAGAUCGGGGGACAAAGUCAGUUUUCAAAUAGCGACGAACAAUAGGGGUAAUUUGGGAGCGUGCCAUGUUCGACUUGAAAAUCCCGCACAUCCUGUAAAAUACCAAGGUGUUGUCUGUUCGAUGAAGGAGAGUUUUGGGUUCAUUGAGAGGGCCGAUGUUGUCAAAGAGAUAUUCUUCCACUUUUCCGAAGCCAAAACCAAAGAGGAAUUGCGGUUAGGGGAUGACGUCGAGUUCACCAUUCAAACUCGUAACGGUAAAGAAGUAGCCUGCAACAUAACCCGCUUACCACCCGGCACGGUGAUCUUCGAGGACCUCAAACCGGAAGUUCUCAAAGGCCAAGUAUUGAAACCAUUAGACCGAGGUCCGAAUGCGCGUCAUCAGACCGACGCUUUACCUGGGCGUAUUCGUUACCGUGCCCCUGAUCAUUCAGAAGUGGAAAUAUCGUUUGGCGAUAAAGACCAAAGGGGCGAUUUUACAUUGCGCCAUGGUGAUUGGGUGCAGUUUAAAGUCGCUACUGAUCGUCGAGAUGGACUUAACAGAGCCACUCACAUCUCGUUGUUGGACGAGAGCUUCCUGGUGUCGGGCGAGAAGAGAGAGCAAGGAGUGGUGGCAUCAGUGAAGGAGGGAUUUGGAUUUUUAAAAUGCGUAGAGCGAGAGGCCAGAUUAUUUUUCCAUUUCAAUGAGAUACUGGACGUGGACAGAGAGGUGGCGGUCAAUGAUGAAUACGAAUUUACCGUGGUUCAAGACCAAACGAGUACGUUUUCCAAUAGUCGACAAAGUGCCAUUAGAAUGAAGUGGUUGCCGCACGGAACGGUGCAGUUUGAGACGAGAGUAGAGAACAGCUUAACAGGGACCGUGUUGAAAGAAAUACCUCCUACUAUGUGGCUCAACCGAAGUCCAACCAAAAACCAAAACGGCGAACACACUCCCGAAUCUGGUUUAAUAUCUUAUCAAGUAAACGGCGUCAAAAAGACCAUUGCUUUCUACUCGAAAGAUUGUGAUAUGAAGCAUUACCCGAGACUUGGGGACAAGAUCGAAUUUAAUAUUAAUCAAGUCAAGAGAAACAAAGAGUUAAUAGCAGUUGACAUUCAAGUGGUGCAACAGGCUACGCAAACAAACGGGAUUAAACAUAGAAAUAGUAAUAACUGUCAGAUGUAUCAAGGUUUUGUAGCAGCGUUGAAGGAUGGCUUUGGUUUCAUUGAAACUAUUCAACAUGAUAAAGAAGUCUUUUUCCACUUCAGUAACUUCGAAGGCGACCCGAACAGCCUCGAACUGGGCCAAGAGGUCGAGUACAACUUGGGCAGCCGCGGUAACUCGGGCACCUGUUCUUCAGCCGAAAAUGUCAAAAUCAUCCCCAAAGGAACGAUCAACCUACCCCCUGUCAUGGGCGACGUUCUCGACGGCACUGUAGUGCGACCUCUGCGUUCGGUCAAUCCCGACCAGACGGAAUAUUCCGGACUGAUCCGCAUCAAAACCGAAGAUCCGGAAGAAAAACCGAUGGAGUACGAGUUCGGCAUCAUGGGCUUGGUGAACAAACGGGAAUUGCUGCAAAUGGGCGACCAUGUGCAAUUGCAGGUGGAUUCGACCGGCAGGGCCGCCAAUAUCGUGGCAGUUAGGAAAAAAUUGAGAGCUACAGUGGACGCCAUUAAGGGUCAUUUCGGUUUUUUGGCGUACGAAGUGGAGGAAGGGAAGAAAUUGUUCUUUCAUAUGACGGAAGUUAAAGAUAAUGUCAAUUUGCAAGUUGGCGACACUGUAGAGUUUGUAUUGGUGACAAAUCAUAGAAGCGGAAAGUCGUCUGCCUGCAGUGUUGUCAAAGUCAGUGACGUCCAAGCUAGACCGGAACGUCUCAUCAGCAGGCUACGCACAGUAUCCUUGGACGACACUGGUCCCAGAUUGAUGGUGGUUCGUCAGCCGAAAGGGCCCGAUGGGUCUAAAGGUUUUUCAUCAGAAGCACGUGUGGUACGUCUGCCGGGGAUCGUUGUCGAAUAACGAGAAAUAGUCAUUGAUUAAGUCAUUCUCAUUCAUGUCAUUCUACCGUAGCAACUAACUUACUCUUGUCUUAGCAGUGGAGUUGGCUAUACUGUAUUUUAUAUAAGUCCUACUACGUAUGGUUGAACAAUAUUUAUUAAAUUAUUGACGAAUUGCAAAA